GAAGCACUAAUGGACAUAUUGUGUCUCUUAUGCUUAGCAAAGCUGCAUUUAUUUGAUCCAAAAGACCUUUUUCUCCUUCGGCUGCUCUCGUUAGGGGUUGCCACUGCAGAAUUAUCCACACAAAUGUAACUAAUUUCUAAUUUAAUAUAUUUUAAAAUGUUAUUUAUUCCUGUGUCCAGCAUUGAACCUGGAAAACUUAAAAAAAAAAUAAAAAAAAUAAUUAACCUCCACAGGAACAAAGUCUUCAUAACAUUGCGGAUUAUAUUUCAUGUUAUGCACAACCUGUCAAAACAGGGGAAAGGCCUUUUUACUUGCUCAGAAUAAGCUUUAAUAUCUCAUGUCAGUUGUUCAUACAAUUUACAGUAAGACACUCAAAUUACUGUUCCAUAAGGCAACAUUUGAUUAUCGGAUGUAGUAAAACAGGUUAUAUUUUAAUACAUAUUUAUCAUUUACACAACAGUAGCAGUUAACUUGAGUUGGGAAAGAACAUUCUGUCCUUUUAUUAGAAAUGAGUGAUUGAUAUGAGAUCCUUCCCACAGGUUGUCUUGUAGUUUUCUGCUUCAGGGCUUUUGAAAGCAUAGACACUCCAUAAUUAAAUGUAACCUUUCCAUACCUGUUGUGUCAUGUGACUGGAGUCACAUCGCCUAUAUUUUUCUCUCUCUCACCCUAAUUCAAGGACUUUUAACUAACUAAACCAGGCAUUGUGAGCUCAGUUCUGCUUUGAGCAAAACGAACAGGUUUCCUUGCAUAACCACCAUCUUGUAUUCUCUUCCCUCCUACUAGUUUCAGGUGUGAAGAAGUGAGUCAUUCCAUAUCAAACACCUGCAGUAUAAAUUAGUUAACCUCACUACGUACCGGACGAGACCCCCAUUCAUCUGCAUACAUUCAGCUGGAAUCAUUUGACGCGGAAAAAACACGAUGCUCUCGAUCUCCCGAUCCUGCCUCAGAGGAAUCUACAGCUGUCAUUGGAACAGUCAAAAUAGAAGACCAAACAGGGCUUGCUGCUGGCUCUCCUUUCUGUCUUUUGUGUCCAUACUUGCCCUGAUUUGGAUGUACGUUUGUUUAAUUGCCUUCAACGACCACAAUGAUGUAAACGGGCAUGCCUUCAAAACAUUAAAAAAAUGGGUGAACUGGUACAUGAUAGUGAUGGUCGUUUCUGCCGUGCUGGCCACAUACUGCCUCCUUCUACUGGUAUUUGGAUUGCUACACUUAGCAGUCAGAGAGCCCUUGGAUUUACACUGGCUGCAUAAGGUGUUUCUGUUUUUGGGUCUGCUCACUGUUACUUUAGGCACAGCUGGAUUUUGUAAAGAAUGGAUAGAGGAGUGGCAAGCUGUCUAUAUGUCAUUUCAGGCCACUGCUCCUUUCCUGCAGCUGGGUGCUGUGGUGGCUUUGACCUUGAUCAGUUGGCUGGUGUUCCAGAGUUAUCAUACAGCUCAAACAGCUGCUAGUAAGGUUUUUAUAAUGCUGACCUUCCUGGUAGUGUCUGCUGCUGUGUUCCUGUGUCCUCUUGCAAUCUGCUCUCCAUGCAUUGCCAAUAAUCUUCCCCCAAAACCUGCCCUCGUCGGACAUCGCGGUGCUCCAAUGCUGGCACCAGAAAACACCAUGUUGUCAUUCAGGAAGAGUAUGGAGUGUGGCGUUGUGGCAUUUGAAACAGAUGUGCAACUCAGUAAGGACAUGAAGCCUUUUCUUAUGCAUGACAAUGGUCCAAGUUUUCUGCUACGAACAACGGAUGUGAAGGAGAAAUUUCUAGGUCGAGAUGCCGACAUGCACGCUAACUUCACUUUGCAAGAGUUACAGACUUUAAAUGCAGGCGAAUGGUUUGUAAGGACAGAUCCAUUUCAGUCAGUUUCAUCGCUCUCAAAGGAAGAGAAGAGGGAGGCUAACAACCAGACUGUACCGUCUCUUUCGGAGCUCUUAGUCAUGGCCAAAAAGCAUAAUGUCUCUCUCAUAUUUGACCUAAAAAAUGAGAAAAACUCGACAGGAUUCCACAACAGCGACUCCUACUACACCGCUGAAACGAUAGAAAAAUCAGGCAUCUCACCGGACAAGAUAUGGUGGCUUCCUCCAGAAUAUAGACACGAUGUAAGAAAAGUUACACCAGGCUUAAAGCAGGUGUAUAAUAAUGUACAAGAAAUGUAUGCGGAUGGUGGAAGCUUCCUGAACAUGAAAUAUAGUUUUCUAAGCACACAUGAAAUAAGUGAGUUGCGGAAAAAUAAUGUGUCCGUGAAUCUGUGGGUUGUGAAUGAGCGCUGGCUCUUCUCAUUACUGUGGUGCUCCGGGGCCAGUUCAGUGACCACCAAUGCUUGUCACAUCCUCAAAAGCAUGUCUAAGCCUGACUGGCAUCUGGAGCCUAAUAUGUACAUGGGAAUAUGGAUCUCGGCUGACGUGAUAUCAUUGCUGUUGAUGUUUGGCCUGUUUCUUUGGCAAAGGAGGAGGAACCAUGUUUUUCAUCAAAAUACAAGCGAGAGAAGUGUCCCCCUGCUUCCUCGCUGAAUAAUGCCAUCUUUAUCAUGAGAGGACAUAUCCUUGUUUCACUUUUUGAAGGACUGUAUGUGGGCAUCAUAAGAAAAUCACGUCAUAUAAAAUGUGUCAUGCAGUAAAUUCACAUUUGUGCUUUUGCUGUAGAAUGCAUAUACAAGACAUUGUUUGAUAUGAGAAUUUAUAUAUUUGAUGAAAUUUCCUCAUUAGGGCAGCAUGUUGUGUGCCACCCCUUUACAUGCAGUGCUACCACCCUUGACAAAGCUAUGUCAUUUCAGCCAUUUGUUUGAGCCAACUUUUCAUUUAAAUGACAAUACUUUUUACAGGGGUUGUUUACUUAUGUGACACUUUGCAAGACAUUUUUGUAAGAAAGACUUUAAAAUGUUGGACCCACUUUUUUAAGUGUCUACUAUGUACUUCAUUUAAUUUAAUCAUUUGAUACAAUGCAAAUAUUGUGUUUCUGUAGUUACAUCUACUGUAUGAUUACACUAUUGACCUUACUGCUUAACCCACCCGUAAACCUAACUAUACCACCAAACCCGUCCUGAACCUUAACUGUAUCCAGUGUCAAUAGCAGAAAAAGUGUUUUGCAAUACAACACGAAGUCAUGUAUUCAAAAGACACCUAAUAUAAAGU
Messenger RNA from Sinocyclocheilus anshuiensis, 3114 nucleotides. Its product is annotated as glycerophosphoinositol inositolphosphodiesterase GDPD2-like. The coding region runs from base 919 to 2493 and encodes 524 amino acids. Gene Ontology annotation, biological process: lipid metabolic process. Gene Ontology annotation, molecular function: glycerophosphodiester phosphodiesterase activity. Gene Ontology annotation, cellular component: plasma membrane. Lineage: Eukaryota; Metazoa; Chordata; Actinopteri; Cypriniformes; Cyprinidae. The transcript is spliced from 14 exons. The record is from RefSeq and is a predicted model, not a curated record.